Molecule: messenger RNA, 602 nt
Organism: Odontomachus brunneus
Lineage: Eukaryota; Metazoa; Arthropoda; Insecta; Hymenoptera; Formicidae
Exons: 3
Coding region: 225-491 (88 amino acids)
Source: RefSeq, a predicted model, not a curated record
CAAUCGUUUUCCUUCUCUCUCUUUCGGUACAAGGCGCCUAAUAAGACUAGUGUCCCACUCACGAUAAUUUUUUUAGAAGUUUUAAAGUCUUUGAAAAUACAUAUAAUUCAAAGUAUCCUAAAAAUCCUAAAUAUCCUAAAAAUCACAGAGCAUAAACGAUAUUUGUUGAACAAAGAUAUCUAAGCUUAUAAAGAACUUAUAAAGGACAAGUGAGGAAAUAAAAAAUGCCACAAGGAAAGCUCAAAGUUAAAACCAAAUUACCAGAGAAGAUAAAAGCAAAGGUAAACAAAAGCAAGAAAGGUCCUGCUAUUCAGAGACGUGGAAAUGCACCUGUACAACCUAAAAAGAUAAAAUUGCAAGAAGCAUACAAACUGAAGAAAAUGGUUACAAAGACAGUGAAUGAUGCUAUGGAAGAUGAAUUACGAGAAAGGGCUUUAGAGGGAAAAAAAUCCCUCACAAAGAAAGAUUCUUUAAAUGUACAAAAGAAGUAACUGUAUGUAUUAAGUAAAAGUUCUUGAUUUAAUGCCUUGUUGUUAGUGACAUAAUAUGUUUAAUGUACUAGUUAAGAACAUUUAGAAAUAUAUGUUCUAUACAAUUAAAAA